Messenger RNA from Durio zibethinus, 1396 nucleotides. RefSeq names its product COP9 signalosome complex subunit 8-like. NCBI's taxonomy places the organism in Eukaryota, Viridiplantae, Streptophyta, Magnoliopsida, Malvales, Malvaceae. The record is from RefSeq and is a predicted model, not a curated record. Gene Ontology annotation, cellular component: COP9 signalosome. Gene Ontology annotation, biological process: protein deneddylation; COP9 signalosome assembly.
AAAAUUCUGAGCGUGGUGGGCAGUACACAGAGUUGAGCUGGCCGAAUUCUAAGCUUCCAGGUGUUUAGAACAAGGCAAGACAGCGAUCCCAUGGUUCAAUUGGACAAAUUGGGCAUCUAACUGAUAACAAAUAUUUUCUCCGCUAGAUGUUUUAAAGGGUAAAAGCCGUUGCCUUUAAGCAGCCCACAUCAUGGGCCGUUCCGUUCGGCCCCUCGAAAAGAAAAGGAAAACCCCCAAACAAAAACUAAGAGUCUUUUGAUAUAUAAAAAAUUAUUUUCUGUAAAUUUAUCCCCAAAAAGAGAAAAGAUCAGAAGAGGAAAAGCAGCGAAGAAGCAGAGAUGGAUUUUAGUGUUCUCAAUGAAAGAUUGGACUCCAAAUCCUUCGAUAAGAUCGCUGAUCUAUGCGACAAUCUCAUGCUUCAGGUAGCAGCGGAGGGCGUUCCUUUUCAAGACGAAUGGCCUUUCGUAAUUCAUCUUCUUGGCCACAUCUACGUUGAUGAUAUUAAUAGUGCAAGGUUUCUUUGGAAAUCAAUACCUGUGGCAAUCAAGGAGAGCCAACCGGAGUUGGUUGCAGCCUGGAAAAUAGGUCAGAAGCUGUGGACUAGAGAUUAUGCUGGUGUCUAUGAGGCUAUUCGUGGCUUUGAUUGGACUCAAGAAACACAAGUUCUUGUUUCUGCUUUCUCAGAGCUUUACACUAAGAGGAUGUUUGAACUGCUGCAAUCUGCUUAUUCAACAAUAACCAUCCAAGAUGCAGCUCAAUUUCUUGGAAUGAGUGAGGAGGAUGCCACGAAUUAUGUACUCCGGCAAGGUUGGACAGUUGAUCCUGCUUCUCAUAUGCUAACUGUGACGAGGCAGGCUAUUGUGAGAGAGCAGAAACUAGAUCCUGGCAAAUUGCAGCGCCUGACGGACUAUGUCUUCCACCUUGAACAUUAAAUCAUAUUUUUUACUGAAUAUCCAAUCUAGGUGUACAGCUCGUUUCAUCCUUCCCUUCAGUGGUGGAUGAGAAGAAUAAUCAUGCAGGAAAAGUUUUGAGCACUUUUGCUGCCUUAAAAAACGUAGUUAAUGACAUAAGCAACUAUAACUAAUUGUCUGGUUUAAUGAUUUUUGUUUUAAAAAACAGCUACUUUCUUUUUUCAGAAGUGCAACUCUCAACGCACUUUAAUCAAGCUGAAUAUUUGAUUCGCACGAAACUCCAGCUUUCUAGCAACUGGGAAUAAUAAUUGGUGCCUGCAACCACGUCAAGCCGGCGCUGCCACGCAUUUGGAACCUCAGACUAACUUAGCCAUGCCGAAAACUUCCCCAUUUGGCCUCCACAUUGCAAUCCAUUUUUACAAUCCUACUGAAAGAUAAAGUACUCCUAUCACUUUUGUAGCUACUUUUUUUUUUUAUUAUUCGUU